Messenger RNA from Amphimedon queenslandica, 2491 nucleotides. Its product is annotated as tripartite motif-containing protein 2-like. The transcript has 2 exons. Gene Ontology annotation, molecular function: protein binding; zinc ion binding. The record is from RefSeq and is a predicted model, not a curated record. NCBI's taxonomy places the organism in Eukaryota, Metazoa, Porifera, Demospongiae, Haplosclerida, Niphatidae. Bases 246 to 2402 code for a protein of 718 amino acids.
CCUUCAUAUAUCUCUUCUCCAUCAUAGUUGAUCUCCUUGACUCUUGUAGUAUGGAGUGAUUCCACUGAGACCUUAAAACCAGCAUCACCAUUGGACGCCAUGUGUGACUUGUGGGCAGAUCAAACCAUCCCACUUUAAGUGGGGUUGCAUGCUCUCUUUUCAUUAAUCUUUUGUCUCCGAGUUUGUCUCUUUUACCAUUUUCACCUAUUCUCUUGCUUUUUGAUUAAGAACACUUCUUAAAAAAAAUGGCAGAAAACACAAGUCCAGCUAUCACUAUGACUUGUGAGGUUUGUUCAGAGUAUUACACUGACCCCCUCAUGCUUCCCUGUCUUCACUCAUUCUGUAAGAAGUGUCUAAUAAAAGCUAAAGAGAAGCAAGGUAGUGCUGAUACCUCAUUAAAGUGUCCAACGUGUGACACUAGCGUUAAUUUACCUGAUGGUAAAAUUGAAGGCCUCACUCAAAACCUUUGGCUAGCUCAACAAGUGAAGGAAGCAUCCGUAAAGGAUAAAAUGAGCAAGAAAGAAAGCACAUUAUGCGAGCAAUGCAGUGACGAUACUGCUGUCACGUUUUGCUGUGAGUGUUGGCUGUUUUUAUGUGAUUUCUGCAAGACAGCACAUAAAAGAAUAAAAAUCACGAGUCAGCACAAACUGGUUAACAUGGGAAAGGAGAGUGUCAUUGAAGAAUUGCCUGUUACAGCACAGCAGCCAGUCUAUUGUCCACGACACCCACGAUCAGAGCUAUUAUACUACUGCAAUGAUUGUGAAGUAAUGACCUGCCUCAAUUGCCUACCUACUAAGCAUAAGGAUCAUGCUUAUGAUGAUUACAUUGACGUAGGAGAAACAGCACGUAAAGCAUUAAAGGAAAGUGUUGGUAGUUGUGAUGGAGUCAUUCCUCCAGUCACUGAAGCUAUUGCUAAUGGAGAGAAGAUGCUAGAGCAGAUAGCAACACGUAAAGAAGAAGUAAGGCAGAAAAUCAAGGAAACGUUUGAAAAGCUUAAAGCUGCUUUAGAUAAGAGAUGCAAUGAUCUACUAAUGGAGACAGAAGAGAUUGCUAGCGCUAAGAGGAAUUCAGUCAAGAAGCAGUUGGACAGGUUUCAUAAACUGGUAAAACAGGUUUCUCAUGGUCGUCAUCUUGCAUCAUCAGUGAGUGAGCGUACUGAUCCAGGUGAAGUUCUCAGCGUUAAGAAGCUAAUCACGAAUCAACUAGAGGAAUGCAUUGAAGAGUAUAAGAAACUACCUCUAGAAAUAGAAGAAAAUGAAGCAAUUUUAACAAGCCUUGACACCACUGUCAUAAGCAAUGAAAUUGGUAAAUAUGGUGGUGUUUUUAAAGUUGAUGCAGAUUUUUAUUCUGUCGAUAGUGGGCAAGCCAUUCCUCUAGCGACAGUACAGAAGGAACGGAAAUUUAAGCUGGCAAUUAAUAUUCCUGUACCUCUAGAUAAAGCCUUGCAGCACGUUCAUGCUUCCUUUACCAAAAAUGAUGGCAGUAAAGAGGAGGGUAGAGUUGUUAAUGAUAACAACACAGCCAUUGUAUCAUGCACACCUAAAAAUAAUGGUGGAUAUGAACUAUCAGUGACUGUAAGAGGUCACCAUAUUAAAGGUAGUCCUUAUCAACUGUCAGUAAAAGCAUCAAGAGACUAUACCACACUAACUAACCAGAGAUCCUUUAAUGUGGGGAGUCGUACUCCUGGUGUUGCUGUUCAUACUAAUGGUGAAGUAUUUGCUAGUAGUCAUAAUGGUGGGUUUGUUCAGGUAUUUAGUGAGGAUGGUACUGCAGUAAGAAGGAUUGGAUCUAAAGGUAACGGUGGUGGAGAAUUUCAAUGUACUUGGGGUUUAUUGCUGGUAGGAGACAGGCUCUAUGUGUCUGAUGUUACUCUUCAUCGUGCGCAGUAUUUCUCAGCUACUACUGGUCAGUAUAUUGGUCAGUUUGGUAGUAAUGGUAAUAGAAAUGGACAAUUCUCUACUCCUCAUGGUAUGUCUACUGAUGGUAAAGGUAAUAUAUUAGUAGCUGAUUAUGGCAACAAAAGAGUACAAGUGUUUAAAGAAGAUGGUACAUUUGUACAAGUCAUACAAUGUGAUGGUAAUGCAUCUGAUGUAGCAGUUGAUAAUGAAGGAAAGAUACACGUUACCAUUAGUGAUCAAAGUCAUGUUCAAGUCUUCUCUCCUGAUGGUAAAAACCAACUUGAUGCAUACAAAAAUAACAUCAGUUCUCCUCAAGGUAUUGCCAUUGAUGACGAAGGAUAUAUCUUUGUUUUAAAUAACAAUAGCUGCCUUGAUGUAUUGAGUCCUGACAGGAAACAUGUCAUCAAAUCAAUUUCAUUUGCUCAAAUAUAUGGUGUAGCACUGGAUAAGGAUGGAUAUAUUUAUGUUGCAGAUUAUGGCAACAGUCGUAUAAUGAAGUAUUAAAGUAAUCGUUAAAAAACUGCAAUAAACUAUAAGCUGAUAGUCAUAAUAUGUAGUGACUUUAGAACUAUAGAUGUGUAAACUUAGACCUA